UGUGGUCUUCCUGUUCUUUCACCACUGCGCGAGGACUGGGAAUCAUUCCUCAAGAAAAGGACUUAGAUUUCAGUCAGACAUUUUCUUCAAAAACAAGGACAAUUCCCGCUGUUUUCUUCAAUUUUCCGGUGAUCAUGUCUUCUAGAGGUCCAGACUGGGAUUUUUAUCAGUGCAAAUGUGGGAAUAUCUUGUUUGAAUACAAUGUAGUGACUGGGGAAAAGUUCAUGUCAGAAACAUGGUCAAGGUGUACUGCAACCUGCAUGACGCCAGUAACUCAUGUCCCCACCCACACAUCACCCUUCCCACCCAUGCCGAUAGGUCCUCCUAAAGAAAAAGUAAGCACAGGGACGGAGACUGAUGAGGUACUUACUGACUCUUGUUCCUGCACAUCAAACACYGUCAACAWUGAAACCAAGCAUGCAACCAACUGCUGUGGYGAAAAAGUUGAAAAUUCCACCUCCACCAAUGAAGAACCAAGUGUUGGCUCCGCCUUGACSCAAACAUCAACAUUAGACACAACAGGAUCAAAUGGUUUGCACUUUGAAGAAACUUUAACCAAAACCACUGAUCUAAAGCCUUCUGCUUCUCUUCCUUCUGAUGCCAUCUUAGAGGCUCCAGUAGAUAAAACUGUAUGUGAGAAAGUGAUCGAUAGAGGACUGGAAACUAAUGGGAAGACAGAGGACAMUGAGGAGGUAGAAAAAGCAAUCCAUGAAAAAGAGAAUGAAAAAGAGUGUGAAAUAGAGAAAAUGGGAACAAAAGAGAUGGAAAUAAACAAUGAGAAUGAUGAAGAGGCUGUGGAGAAGCAAGAAAGUGGAAAGAUGGAAGAUGAAAUUGAAAAGGUGGAGAAUGAGACUAAAGAAAAUGAAAAUGAAGUGAAAUUAGAAGAAGAGAAAGAAUUGGAAAAUGAGACAGAAAAAAUGAAGGAUAAUAAAACUAAGAAUGAGGGAAUUGAAGCAAUGGAAACAGAGACAGAAAAACCUGAAAAUGAAGAGUCAAAAGAACAAGAAAGUAAGAUAUUAGAAGUUGAUAGUUCAAAUGAUAAAACUGCCAAGGAUGAUGAUCUAACUGAAAAAGAGAGCACAGAAAUUGAAAAAGAAAAGAAAGAAAUAGAAGAAAAUGAGACACAAGAGAUAAGUGAUGCAAAGAAAGAGGUCGAUGAUAAACAAGACAAGGAAGAAAGCAAACCCUCAGAACCAUCAGAGGAAGAUGAAUCUAAGGAAAAGACACCUGAACGAAAAACAAGAUCAMACACCAGAAACAAAUCCAGUAAACAGACUCCUACAAAGCCAYCACCAGGGAAAACACUGCGUAAGAGAAAAGCAGAAACAGAGGAGACAGAGAGAAGAACCCCWGUWACUCGUACACAAUAUCCUAGAAGAUCACCUCGUCUUAACGUAACAAAGAAAAGAAAAACAAGAUAAACACCAAAAAAGUAAAAUACAUACUUUCUGUGAUGUUCGCAAAUUUAGAAWAAUAACGUUAUUAAAUUUCAAAGUUUAAUUCAUGAUAAAUGCUUAUAUGACAAUUAUUUGCUAAAUUGUGAUUUUAAUAUCUGAUAUAAACCAUACAAUAGGUAUAUUGCCUAGCAUAUUAUUAUCAUAUUUUAUUCUUUCAUUUGAAGUUAGUUAAGCGUGGAUUUCAGUAGCGCAUAAGCUUAGGCAUAAGCACAAGCAAGAGAGUCAGUGAGAACAGGCUUGGAAUAAGCAUAAGACAUUGAGCAUGCGCACCCUAACCCUUAUGCCUAUGCAGUCCCGUUCUCACUGAGCAUAAGCAUGAGAUAAGCACAAGAAGAUCAAGCCUUGCU
Messenger RNA from Exaiptasia diaphana, 1804 nucleotides. Its product is annotated as myb-like protein X. The transcript has 3 exons. NCBI's taxonomy places the organism in Eukaryota, Metazoa, Cnidaria, Anthozoa, Actiniaria, Aiptasiidae. The record is from RefSeq and is a predicted model, not a curated record. Bases 135 to 1421 code for a protein of 428 amino acids.